This is a messenger RNA of Monopterus albus (swamp eel), 12099 nucleotides long. Its product is annotated as voltage-dependent L-type calcium channel subunit alpha-1D. NCBI's taxonomy places the organism in Eukaryota, Metazoa, Chordata, Actinopteri, Synbranchiformes, Synbranchidae. Gene Ontology annotation, biological process: calcium ion import across plasma membrane. Gene Ontology annotation, molecular function: high voltage-gated calcium channel activity. Bases 415 to 7299 code for a protein of 2294 amino acids. The transcript is spliced from 52 exons. Gene Ontology annotation, cellular component: voltage-gated calcium channel complex; membrane. The record is from RefSeq and is a predicted model, not a curated record.
AAAUGAUAAGUCCUUAUCUUUCUCUGAAAUCAUUUGGCAAUCGUGCCAGAAAAUCAUAUUUGAGUUGAAAUGUUAAUUCGAUCUCAGGAUGUUUCAUAAUAGGCACCAACUGGUGCAUUUAUUCGAUUCCAGCAUAGUGAAAGGCUCCAACUUCAGUCCAGCCCCAGCCACAUUAAAAAUAAUUGACAGCGGUGAAUUUAGCUGCUGCUGUCAGCGCGUCCUCUUGGAUCCGCCGUGAGGCUGCAGGCAGGCACCCGGAUGUGGCGAAAAUGUUCGGCGCCCCUCUCUGGGUUUGCGCUCGGAAAAGAUUUUAUAAUUCAGGUUAAGGGCUUAGUUCAGGCACCCAGUUACUUUGGAUGUUUUUUCCAACGAUGAGUUGGGUUUGAAACAGCUCUUUUCGAUGUGGAUUCGAGGAUGCAAAAGGCAGAUGAACAGUCUGAAGGGGCACAGUAUAUCAGAAGGACCACUCCCUCCACUGAUGCCUCAACCCUCUGGUCAGAAAGCCCCACCUGUCGGCACCAGCACCAUCCACCAGAGCCCCUGCAGGCCCCGGCCAGCAUUGGAAAACCUGUUGGUUCUUCUCAAGGCCUCCUCAGAGCCAACAGCAGCUUUCAGGGCUCCGGUGGCACAGGUUCCGUUGUCAGCCCGGUCCUUGCUUGGCAUGCCGCAAUUAAUGCUGCUCGCCAAGCACAGGGUGAUGCUGCAAAGGCCGAUGCGAAUUCACAGCCCUCAGUUUCCACCACUGGACAAGCUCCUGUAGGCUCACUGGCACAGAGGAAGAGGCAGCAGUAUGCCAAAAGCAAAAAGCAGGGAGGAUCUACCAACAACAGGCCACCCAGAGCUCUGUUCUGCCUCACCCUCAAUAACCCGAUCCGCAGGGCCUGCAUCAGCCUGGUGGAGUGGAAACCGUUUGAUAUCUUUAUACUGCUGUCUAUUUUUGCCAACUGUGUGGCCUUAGCCAUCUACAUCCCCUUCCCCAGAGACGACUCCAAUUCUACCAACCAAGAACUGGAAACAGUGGAAUAUGCCUUCCUGAUCAUUUUCACUGUAGAGACAUUUCUGAAGAUCAUUGCCUAUGGCCUGGUCAUGCACCAAAACUCAUACGUCAGAAACGGCUGGAAUAUGCUGGACUUUGUCAUCGUUAUAGUGGGGUUGUUCAGUGUGGUUCUGGAGAUGAUAACCAAAGAUGCUGACUCUGGUGGCCAGUCUGGAGGCAAACCAGGGGGGUUUGACGUCAAGGCCCUCCGAGCCUUCCGCGUGCUACGACCCCUUCGCCUUGUUUCUGGAGUUCCGAGUUUGCAGGUGGUCUUAAACUCCAUUAUUAAAGCCAUGGUUCCCCUGCUUCACAUUGCUCUGCUAGUUCUCUUCGUCAUUAUCAUCUACGCCAUCAUUGGCCUGGAGCUCUUCAUUGGCAAAAUGCAUGCUACAUGCUAUGUGAUAAAAACAGGUGCCCUUGCGGAAGAAGAACCCACGCCGUGUGCAGUGUCAGGGCAUGGUCGUCAUUGCCUGCUCAAUGGUACAGUUUGCAGAGAGGGCUGGCAAGGUCCCAACAAUGGCAUCACCAACUUUGACAACUUUUUGUUUGCCAUGCUCACUGUGUUCCAGUGCAUCACCAUGGAGGGUUGGACUGAUGUUCUCUACUGGAUGAAUGAUGCAAUGGGCUUUGAGCUGCCCUGGGUUUACUUUGUUAGCUUAGUCAUCUUUGGAUCCUUCUUUGUUCUCAACUUAGUUUUAGGUGUGCUGAGCGGAGAGUUUUCCAAAGAGAGAGAGAAGGCCAAGGCUCGGGGAGACUUCCAGAAGCUACGGGAGAAGCAGCAGUUAGAGGAAGACCUAAAGGGCUACCUGGACUGGAUCACCCAGGCUGAAGACAUCGAUCCUGAGAACGAGGAGGAGGGAGAUGAGGAGAGCAAACGUAACCGGGUCACGCUGGCUGACCUCACUGAGAAGAAGAAAGGAAAGUUUGGCUGGUUCACUCAGUCCACAGAGACACAGGCGAGCAUACCAACUAGUGAGACAGUGUCUGUGAACACAGACACUCAACCUGGAGAGGAUGACAGUUCACCCUGCUGUGGGCCGCUGGGUCAAAAAAUUACUAAGUCAAAGUGCAGUCGUCAGUGGCGGCGGUGGAACCGUUUUUGCCGCAGAAAGUGUCGUGCCGCUGUGAAAUCAGUGACAUUUUAUUGGCUGGUCAUCAUCUUGGUGUUCCUCAACACGCUCACCAUCGCCUCUGAGCACUACAACCAGCCAGACUGGCUGACUGAAGUGCAGGAUGUAGCCAACAAAGUUCUCCUGGCGAUGUUUACCUUGGAGAUGCUGGUGAAGAUGUACAGUUUGGGGCUGCAGGCCUACUUUGUGUCUCUGUUUAACCGCUUUGACUGUUUUGUGGUGUGUGGGGGCAUCGUAGAGACCAUCCUGGUGGAGCUGGCCAUCAUGUCUCCUUUGGGCAUCUCUGUUUUCCGCUGUGUACGCCUCCUUAGGAUCUUCAAGGUUACACGCCAUUGGGCAUCUCUUAGUAACCUGGUGGCCUCUCUGCUCAACUCCAUGAAGUCUAUCGCCUCCCUGUUGCUGCUGCUCUUCCUCUUCAUCAUUAUUUUCUCCCUGCUUGGCAUGCAGCUUUUUGGGGGCAAAUUCAACUUUGAUGAGACUAUGACCAAAAGGAGCACAUUUGAUAACUUCCCCCAGGCCCUACUCACUGUGUUCCAAAUCUUGACAGGAGAAGACUGGAACACAGUGAUGUACGACGGUAUCAUGGCGUACGGGGGUCCUGCCUCCUCCGGAAUGGUUGUCUGCAUUUACUUCAUCAUCCUCUUCAUCUGUGGAAACUACAUCUUGUUAAAUGUCUUCUUGGCCAUCGCUGUAGACAAUUUGGCAGAUGCAGAGAGCCUUAACACAGCACAGAAGGAAGAAGAGGAGGCCAAAAAGAGGAAGAACAGUGCAAAGGAUGCAAGCACAGACAGAGAGAAGAGAGCUGAAAUAACAAAAGCCAUGGAUGGUGAGAGCAAGGUGCCAGCAGAGGUCCUGCUAGAAGAAAGCAAAGAGUUGUAUCCUGCCAUUGACUCUCCAGUGUGUGAUGAUGAUUCUGAUAAUGACGACUUCCCAGAAGUCCCUCCUGGUAUUCGCCCCAAAAGGCUGGCUGAGCUUGCCAUUAAAGAAAAGACUCCACCCAUCCCAGAGGGCAGCGCCUUCUUUAUCUUCAGCAGCACUAACCCGUUUCGUGUAUUCUGCCAUAAGCUGAUCAACCAUCAGAUCUUUACCAACCUCAUCCUGGUCUUCAUCAUGCUCAGCUCUGUCUCUCUGGCUGCUGAGGACCCCAUACGCAACUUCUCCGCUCGCAAUAUUAUACUUGGUUAUUUUGACUAUGCUUUCACCGCAAUCUUUACUGUUGAGAUCCUGUUGAAGAUCCUAGGCUAUGCAGACUAUGUCUUCACUAGUAUGUUUACAUUUGAGAUCCUUAUUAAGAUGACAGCAUUUGGAGCGUUCCUUCAUAAAGGGGCUUUUUGUAGAAAUUACUUCAACCUAUUAGACCUGCUGGUCGUCGGUGUGUCUCUGGUGUCCUUUGGCAUUCAGUCCUCCGCUAUAUCAGUGGUAAAGAUUCUUCGUGUUUUAAGAGUCCUCCGUCCACUCAGGGCCAUCAACAGAGCCAAAGGACUCAAGCAUGUGGUACAGUGUGUGUUUGUGGCCAUCAGGACCAUCGGCAACAUCAUGAUCGUCACCACCCUGCUGCAGUUCAUGUUUGCUUGUAUUGGAGUGCAGCUGUUUAAGGGGAAGUUUUAUCGAUGUACAGAUGACGCAAAGUCUAGCCCACUGGAAUGCAAAGGUACAUACAUUCACUACAACAAUGGGGACACGGUGCUGCCCAUGGUGAAGGAGAGGAUCUGGUACAACAGCGACUUCAACUUUGACAAUGUCCUCAUGGCCAUGAUGGCGCUCUUUACCGUGUCCACCUUCGAAGGAUGGCCCACUCUGCUGUACAAGGCCAUUGACUCCAACAGAGAGAACAUGGGUCCCAUCUACAACUACCGUAUCGAGAUCUCCAUCUUCUUCAUCAUCUACAUCAUCAUCAUCGCCUUCUUUAUGAUGAACAUCUUUGUUGGUUUUGUUAUUGUCACUUUCCAGGAGCAGGGGGAGAAAGAAUACAAGAACUGUGAGCUGGACAAGAACCAGCGUCAGUGUGUGGAAUAUGCUCUUAAGGCUCGUCCUUUAAGGCGAUACAUCCCCAAAAACCCCUACCAGUACAAGUUCUGGUAUGUGGUCAACUCUACAGGAUUUGAGUACGUCAUGUUUGUCCUAAUCAUCCUCAAUACCCUGUGUCUGGCUAUUCAGCACCAUGGUCAGUCUCAUCUGUUUAACUAUGCCAUGGACAUCCUCAACAUGGUCUUCACCGGGGUUUUUACUGUAGAGAUGGUCCUCAAGCUCGUCGCCUUCAAACCCAGAGGCUAUGUCGGGGACGCCUGGAACGUCUUCGAUGCUCUGGUGGUGAUUGGCAGUGUAGUCGACAUCAUACUCAGCCAGAACUAUUUUGCUGAUGCAUGGAACACAUUUGAUGCCUUAAUUGUUGUGGGUAGCAUGGUUGACAUUGCCAUCACUGAGAUCAAUGCUUUUGGUUUCAAGUCGGCAGCCAUUCCUGUCGUCAAGGUGAUAGUGGACCCAGGGAACACAGAGGACAGCGCUCGCAUCUCCAUCACCUUCUUCCGCCUGUUCAGGGUGAUGCGAUUGGUCAAACUGCUGAGCAGGGGGGAGGGCAUCAGGACUCUCUUAUGGACCUUCAUCAAGUCCUUCCAGGCUCUUCCCUAUGUGGCGCUCCUGAUAGCCAUGCUGUUCUUCAUAUAUGCUGUUAUUGGAAUGCAGGUGUUUGGGAAAAUAGCCAUGGUGGAUGGAACACAAAUCAACCGCAACAAUAACUUUCAAACCUUUCCUCAAGCUAUCCUGAUGCUCUUCAGGUGUGCCACAGGUGAGGCCUGGCAGGAGAUCAUGCUGGCCUGUCUGCCAGGGAAGCUGUGUGAUUCAGAGUCUGACUACAAUCCUGGAGAUGAGAGAACCUGUGGCAGCAGUUUCACUAUUAUUUAUUUCAUCAGCUUCUACAUGCUCUGUGCUUUUCUGAUCAUCAACCUGUUUGUAGCUGUCAUCAUGGACAACUUUGACUAUCUGACCCGUGAUUGGUCCAUUCUGGGGCCGCAUCACCUGGAUGAGUUUAAAAGGAUCUGGUCUGAAUAUGACCCUGAAGCCAAGGGUAGGAUAAAGCAUCUUGAUGUGGUGACGCUGCUGCGGAGGAUCCAGCCUCCGCUGGGCUUCGGCAAACUCUGCCCUCACAGAGUAGCCUGCAAGCGUCUUGUGGCGAUGAACAUGCCCCUGAACAGUGACGGCACAGUCAUGUUCAAUGCCACUUUGUUUGCUCUGGUCCGCACUGCUCUCAAGAUUAAAACUGAGGGUAACCUGGAGCAAGCCAAUGAGGAGCUGAGAGCUGUGAUCAAGAAGAUUUGGAAGAGGACCAGCAUGAAACUGCUGGACCAAGUGGUGCCGUCUGCAAGUGAUGACGAGGUAACAGUGGGGAAGUUCUAUGCCACCUUCCUGAUACAGGACUACUUCAGGAAGUUCAAGAGGCGCAAAGAGCAAGGUCUUGUGGGAAGGCGCUCAUGGGAGAGGCUGAACAUCACUAUGGCUCUACAAGCUGGCCUGCGCACGCUGCAUGACAUUGGGCCAGAGAUCCGUCGAGCCAUAUCAUGUGACCUGCAGGAGGCGGGGCUAGUAGAUGCAAAUGGGGAUGAAGAAGAGGAAAUCUACCGGCGCAAUGGCAGUCUUUUUGGGAACCACGUCAGUGGGGAUCAGCAAGGCUCCUCCCACCCGACCACCGUCACCCAGCGGCCACUACAAGUCCUGGCCUUCUCCUGCAGUGGCCCGACUGACCCCAUACUAACUGGCAAGAGAGCCAGCAGCAAUGACAGGGAAGGAGAGACGGAGAUAAACUCUUCACCCAUCCAGUAUAAUCAUCAUUAUCACCCCCCUCAUUUAUUUAAUUACUCUAACUGCAAUUCCACUUGCCAUCAAUCGCCAGUACCCUCUAAUGCCAACCUCAACAAUGCCAAUGUGCCCUCACUUCUCAACAUUACCAAUGGGAGGCAGCAGAAGUGUUUGCUAAGGCGAAAUCCCCCAUCCUCCACCAAAAACAGACCGUCAGCAUCUACUUGCAGUGAAGGGGUGCAUGACAAGUCUCGGAGGUCACACUCCACAAGCAGGACAUGCUACUAUGAGGCCUACAUUAGGUCAGAAAGCGGUGGCGAACUUCACACCGCCAUUCGUCAAGAGGAGCCGGGGGCCAGGGACAGCGGCGAUGAGCGAGGCUCAGGAGUGUAUUACAGUGGAGAGGAGUUUCACGAAGAUGAUAUCAUGCUCACAACGGACAGGUUGUCCAACAAGGACUAUCGUGAUGGAGAGGAAGACUUGGACCUUGGGGUUUCCAAGGGUGCCUGCCAGCCUGAUCGUUACUACGAUGAUGACCACCAGCCGAUGUACCAAGACACCAGGUGGUCGCCCAGGAAAUGGUUUUUACCAUCAACUCAAGCCUCCAACAGGCCAACAUUCGGUUUUGAGCAUCUUUGGAGAAGGAGUAGCCAGGAUAACACUCCUUCCUCUCCAUUGUGCACAGCUGUUCCACUACACCUGGUGCAGCAACAGGUAAUGGCACUGGCCGGACUCGAUGCCAGCAGAAUUCGCCAUCUGUCUCCUAUGAGGUCACCGCGCUCCUGGGCCACGCCUCCUGCCUCACCCGUCAGCCAUGAUUGCUUGCCCUGCUAUGCACCACUCAUACAGGUGGAUUGGCGCAGUCCCAGCAGUGUAGGCAACAUCCCCAGAGCAGUGAAGAGGAGUUCAUGGUAUACAAGUGGUCACGACGGUCCCUCCAACAGCAGCCACUCUCCAUCACGUCCACAGUUACCUGCAGGGAGCCACUCACACUUCAUGCAGGAGAGAGGCAGUGCUAGCAGUUUGGUAGAGGCUGUGUUGAUCUCUGAGGGUCUGGGGAAAUAUGCCAGAGACCCUAAGUUUCUGUCAGUGACCAAACACGAGAUCGCAGAUGCCUGUGAGAUGACAAUUGACGAGAUGGAGAGCGCUGCUAGUAAUUUGCUGAAUGGGAGCAUGGGUAACGGCAACACUGGGAGCACAGAGAAUGUCAGCUCAGACCCACAUGCCACCGCGCAUCUGAGAGACUGCAGCAUCCAUGACUACAGCGACGAGGAGCCGUACGUGGCCGUGAAAUGCGAGGAGGACCUAACAGACGAGAUGAUAUGGAUCACGUCACUAUAGCAGCCGCUCAGACAGGAUAUUUAGCUUUUUUCAAUUGAAUUUCUGAUACUGUUCCACAUCUUUGCAUCCUGCAAUAGACAGAAAUGAUAAAAUAUGGAUGGAUAAGAGAAUAAAGUGCCUUGUUUUCUCUUUCUGUGGAGUGGAGAAUGGAAAUGCCAGGAAGAUGUGAGAAAAACAUUUAGGUUUAUUGAAAGGCUGAGAUAAAUUCACCAAAUAUUGAAACCAGAGGGAGAUCUGCGAGCCACCUGAUACCUAAUUCACAACACUCCUUAGAAGUUGUUUUCCAUUUGCUUUCCAUUGUUAUCUUUAUUAGCAGUGCUUUGAUACAGCAGCAUACGCAAGCAUAAACAUGGCAGCCUUGCAAAGCCAGCCCAAAGCUUGGGAAGUAAUUUUUCAAACAACUUCUGCUGAGGGUUACUACUACUGUCCAGCAGCUAAAGUCCAACAGUGGGUGUGGUAAAAUGUCUCACUUUCAGUUUGUUUGCAGUUUGGGGUGCAGUAUUGGCACAGUUCUGUCACACUGUCCCCAAUCUAUGUGAUAAACAAGGCCAAGAGGCCUACACUGUUUACUGAAUAUGAAGGGACCAUAAAAUGGAAAAUGUGUAACUGUUCUGAACACUAUAUGAAAUGGUUAUUGCAUUAGAUUUACUCACAUUUCCAGAACAUGAACCGUGUUCUCCGAUUUGAAUGUCAGACACAAACAUCGGUGACAGAGAGCUGACCUUUCAAACAUCAGGGAAAAUGUGUGAGGUGGCUUUACAAAGCUACAUAUGUCCUGUAUUCAGUUGACUUUCAUGCCUUUAAAAUGUGUGAUUUUUAACCCCUUUCUACAGUUAUGCUAACAUUGAUUUGCGCCCCACUCUUCAUAUUACACUUUGGCCUCCGUGAUUUGAAUUGCACAGAACAAAAUGAGAUAAACAUAAUAUUUUUGUUGGUUUAUUUCAGCUAAUCUCAGCGCAGAGUGCUGAUCCAAAGCUACUCCAGCCAGUGAGUCAGGGAGCUGCUCUAGGUUCACAGUUCAGGGUUAAACAUUACUCAUCUCUGUUUUUGACUUGAAUUAGGGAAUCACAUAUCACUGACAAAAAAAUAUAUUGUUCUGUUUCACCUGCAUGCUGACAUGACACAGAUAAGCUAAGUCUUUCCUUCUUUACACCAACCAACCAGGUCCUAACUCAGCAACUUACACAUUAACUUGACCAUGAAAAAGGAAGUUGAGGAUGUUAUUACAGCACAGGAGAGACCAUUUCAUUGUUACAAACUCAGACAGAAUAUGCAAUGAUUCACUUUACUCACACCUGUUUUAGACUAUUUGAAUGAGUAGUUAUGAAAAAAGUAGAGUUCAGAGUGUUGUGACAUUUUGAAGUUGUAAUCUACAGCCAUUCCUUAACAAAAGGUAAUAAAAUAAGACCAUUCAGAAAUUAAUGCCUCACAGCUGAAGUACAAAGUUAGCACGAGAGUAUCAUUUGUCAGUCCUGUCUGGCUCAAUGUUUCACUGCCUCGACAGCUGAAAAGCUUUGCUUCAUUCCCAUAAAUCGUGUGUCACGUGACUGAUUUUGAAUGAAUUUCUCUCAAGCUUGUACUAUGAUUAAGUAAAUGGAUCACGACACAAAGCUUUGGCAGAUAUUUGCUGUUUGUUACUGUUUACGUGUUGCAUUUUUACAAUGCCGCAACUGAAAGGGAGACUCACUUGAAUAUAUCGGGGUUUUUUUUAUAGCUUGUAUAUAGUGUGUUCUUGGAGUGGAGUGAUUAACGUUAGCUCUUGCCUUUUAUUUGUAGGGAUAUGCAAGAUGUCCCAAACAGCUGCUGUCUACACACACAGCUCACAGGUAAAAACAGUGAGGUGAAGCACCAUCUCUCAUGUGCUGUACUCCUCCAUUAACCCAUGUUCGUCUACCACUGCCAACUGUAACAAUGUCUUCAGGUUUUAUAAAGCAACACUGGAUCACACAGGGCAAUCUAAUUUAUUUUUUUUAUUUUCCUCAAUCCCUAAAUACUGUUGUCAGGGCAACAGGUUCCAUCUGUGCAAUCAAAGGGCUUUUUCAAAUACAAGACCAAAAUUGAUUUGAGUGCAUUUACAGACUUCAAUAUUUUAAUAUUAUUCCAGAUAUGGUUCAUGUUUACGUUGUUUCUGAGUUGUGCACUAGUUCUUAUGAACAGUGGUAACACAAGAUUUGAACAUGACUGAUUACACCCUUACAGUCUAAUGUGACCUACAGUGGGAUGUGAGCCGGUGUCUGAACUACUCUCGCAUGUGAAAUGUACUUAUUUCCUCUUCUCUCCAGAGGAUUCAUUGAUAAGCAGGUUUUGGUGGCCAAUAGAUAGAAAAGACUUAUGCAUUUUCUAACACACACAAGCAUGUAAACUGUCUUUGAGACAUUUAAGAAAUAUUAUUCUUAUUACCUCUAACUAUCCAGGUGUGUUGGUUGUGGAAAAGGCUGCAUUUGCAAAAAAUGUAUGUAAAACAGAUUAAAGGACUAAAUAAUGUGAAACAUUUUUAUAUAAAAAAUUUUAUUUUCAUGUAAAGAACUUUUUUUUUUUUUAAUCUGACCGGCCACCUCAGGCGCCCCAAAAUUCUGAGUGAGGAUUUGUUAGUGAUGAUCUGAAAGCAGACUCAGAAAGUCAUCUUGGUGUUUGUCUGGAAUAGGGACACACAGUUACCGUCCUCUUCAUUUUGUCUAAAUACAAUCUUCAGAGGUUCUGUUUUACUGUUUUGGGUCCUAAUGACUAUAUACAUAUAUAUAUAUAUAUAUAUAUUAGAGUAAUUAAGAGCACUUCAAAAGCCACAUUAGUUACAUGCUGUAAGCAGAAAUCUGUAUAUUUCUCCCUCUGAAGCACACUUCUGAGCUGAUACAACACCACAAAGAACACAGGACUAUAGCGUCAUGUACAGUUGGUUGUGGGGGAUUAAACCUGUGAUCCUGGGAUGGUUUCUCUGAACGUCAGCCUCUCGUGAUGAAAGAGGCGGCCACAUUUUCUACAGCAGAUGAUGUAACUCCUGUUUACACAGAAAAAACAGGGAGGACCAUAAUGGGAGAAACACUAAUUGUUGGAUCACCACUUUUUUCAGUAAAACUCAAAUAGUAAUUCAGUGCCACUGACUGGUUUUACAAAGCUUAAUAAAGUCUAAUUUGAAUGGCCAAGCAAGCAAGCAAGCAAGCAAAGCUUAUUUAUAUAGCACCUUUCUAAACCUGCGUUACAAGGUGCUUUCCAGUAAAACAUAAAUAAUAAUAAUAAUAAAGAUACCUAAGACCAGAUACAACACAUCUAUACAGCAAAAUAACAAGAAAAAUACAGUACAUAGUCAAAACAAAUACAUCAGUCAAUAAAAUUGUCGAAGGCCCGUGAAUACAAAUGCGUUUUAAGAAGUGAUUUAAAAACAGACAGGUUCGGAGCAGAUCUAAGCCAAGGCUGCUUGGGUUUCUACAGUUCAGUAACUUGAGUCAAUGACCAAAUCUGGUGGCUCACAUCAUGUCAGGACCUCAGUGGCAGCCAGUAAACACCCAGAAAGAAAAACAGUACAACUAUCUAAAUACAUCAACAUUUAGAGUUUUAUCAGAAGAAAUGUGACAAAGCUUUGUUGUGCAACCAACAACUUUAUUUUUGUACUGUUCCACUGCUUUUCAGAGGUCUAUGAAAUGACGAUGUAUAAAAUCUGUACAGUGUUUGUAAAAACUAAGUGAUGUACUUGAAGAUUUCUGCUUUCUACCCACUUGUUGUAUGAAAACUAAAAGCUAUAGUUAUCUAUUUUGUAGCAUAAGUAUUAGUACCUUAUAGAUUUUGUACCAAUGAAAACAAAAACCCUGUUUUGUACAUUUGAAUUCUCACCUAAACUGACAAUGAACCUGCUGAGGAAUUUUCUAAAGACAACUGAAUAAAGUCAUAAGAACAAGGUCAGGUUGGUUUCUAGUGUUUGUUUACAAUACAAAAAAAAAGCAAAAACAAACAUGCAAACAAUAAAAGCUGUAUAAAUUUUCACAUUAAUUUUCCCUUUAUGAUCCACGUUACUCCGUCAUUAGGCCACAAAUGAUUUAAACAUUAAAAUAAUAAUAUAAAAGACUGCAAAUAAACUAUCAUAAUAAUGAUGCUGGGCUAAGAUACUUGGUUGGGUAGUGCAAAGCUUAAUAAGACAAUAAAAUUCACUGUAUCAAUCAACACUUCAUGCAUUCAUUUGAGGAAAAUUUUCAGUAAAGGUGGUUCAAACAUCUGCUCAAAACUGUCAGUCCUGGGUGGAUCAAACUGAAACGCAGCUCCUGAGUCACAUCAAAACACGAUCUUAUAGGCAACAGUGGUAUUAUCUGAUCUGUUUAGUGUACACACAAUCAUCUUUAAAAGCUUCAUCGUAAACAUCCACAAUACAUACAGACAGGUGUUAGUGUAUUUUAGUUUUUAGACAUCUUUAGUGUAUAUUUUAACUAAAGUGCAGGUUAACACUAGAUCUGUUAGACAGAUUUGAUAUUCUGAAAUAUAAUUUGCACUUUAGAUUCAACAGUUCUGUGUCAAAAGGCGAUUUUGUGAGCUGUCAAACUUGAGACAAAAGCAUAAACAUAGAGCACCAAAGGCAAAUGACACAUGAUGAUCACAAUGGAUUAGCUUUAACUUUCUAUGUACACAACAGUGCCUUCAGAAAGACUGUUCCUUCUGAAAUUAAAAAAAGUAUGGUAGUGAAAUUGCAUUAAGUCUAUGUUAUGAAAUAUUUUUAGUUUGAAUGCACUCUGUCUAGCUCCUGUUUUCCUCUGCCCUGACAUAAGGUCCGCUUGCAGUCUUUUCUGCUCUAAGUACUGUGAGGCAUUUUAUCAUAAA